AUGAGCGAUAGGUGGGAGGCUGAAGGUGCAUUGACCAUUUUGGUUUCACCGCUUAUUGGAGUAUUAUCGAUGGUCAUCGGUUGCUCGAUCUUAGAUGAUUCCGGAUACGAAGACUAUCAACCGUUAUAUCUAGCAGCUCGAAUAGGUGCAUUAGGAGGACCGAUAGCUGCAUUUUUCUGUUUACUCGUCUCAAGUAUCUUCACCAUGGAUGAUAUUGGUGGUAUACCAGAGAUGGAUCCUGAAAUUGUUAGAUGUCAAGUUAGAAUGGAUCAAACUCGAAUGGCUUGGGGUUUGAUUACUCCUUAUUUGAUCGGUCUGGUUGGAGGUCCACUUGGAUCUGCUAUUCUACAAGCUGCUCAAUUGGCAAAAUCAAUCGAACCUCUCUCGGCUGUACGUGCUGCUGCUGUGGGAGGCAUCUUUGCAACACCGAUCUAUUAUGUCUUUGGAUAUAUUUUGGCAUGUAUCUUUAGUCCAUAUCUAAGAGAGCCACCUUUAUUAGUCGAUGAACCUGUGGGGAUCCCAUGA
Messenger RNA from Melampsora larici-populina 98AG31, 525 nucleotides. RefSeq lists its product as uncharacterized. Bases 1 to 525 code for a protein of 174 amino acids. The transcript is spliced from 4 exons. Lineage: Eukaryota; Fungi; Basidiomycota; Pucciniomycetes; Pucciniales; Melampsoraceae. The record is from RefSeq and is a predicted model, not a curated record.